Molecule: messenger RNA, 429 nt
Organism: Peniophora sp. CBMAI 1063
Lineage: Eukaryota; Fungi; Basidiomycota; Agaricomycetes; Russulales; Peniophoraceae
Source: the annotation of a GenBank genome assembly
AUGGAUUUUCAUCCAAAGUACCCUCAACCAUUCACACUGCAUGAGGCCGUCCAGCUCGAACCUGGCGUCAUAGCAGACGAGAUCGCCCGGUUACAAAACUCGCUCAAGCAUCUCAAGCAGACGCAGGAUGAGUUGCACUCUUUUGCGCGCGAAGAUCCAGGAGACGAUGAUAUCAAGGAAGCCGUAUCUGAGAAUGAGACGACGAUAGGCUCGCAGGAGGAGCGCAUUACUAUGCUGAAGCUGGCACUCGUUGAGAAGGGUGUCAUUCUUCCCUCCAGUCAUUAUACACUACCAGGAGAACGUGUACAUGACCCACCACCGCCAACUUCUGCGCCUGCAGAAGGAUCAUUAGCAAGUCUGAUGCAAGGAGAAGAGAUAGCGCACACUGCGCCUAUGGAAGAAGAGGAAGAGGGAGGGAUAUCACUGUGA